UGGGUUAUAUCGCCAUUCCAGGCAGGCGUGUCUGUAUUUGCGUGUGUAUGGGGGGGGGGUAGCUCUUAAGACAUUGAAUAACAGGACCCGACUGUAGUUUAUGUGGUGGUCAUAUGUGCUAGGAUACAAGAAAGUUUCUUUCUUUUUCCGCUUGUAAAGUUCUCUUGUGUGCAGGUGACAGGGUGUAGCAUAUAGAUAGCACACACUCAACAAUAAUGACCUGAAGUCACAGGAAGAGGUCAAUGAUUCAGGCACAGGUCUUGGAGGUGACUGUGAAUGGCGCUGGAAAGAGAAGCAGUUGGUCUGAUUGCUACAUCUUGUGUCUUGAUAUUUCUUCUUCUUGUGGCCUGUAUUCUAGCCUCUUACGUCUGUUACAGACGUCUCGAGAACAACAAAUUGACCAAGUUGCCACGCUAUGGACCUGGUGACGUGUCUGCCUGGGCAUCGGGGGUGAGCAGGUCGACUGUGACAGAUGUGGAUGCCGACUUUAAUUACUCCAACAGGAUACAUGCUUAUCAACCAAAAUUCUUGAUUUAUCCUAAAGAAUCUUAUCAAUGGGAGAGAAAAUACAAGCGGCGUAGAUCCAGUAAAUACCAAGACAGUAUAACUCAAAUAGUACAGGACGGUAGGACAGUUUCAGUUAUAAACAUUUCAAACACUGAACAAGGCACGACGAUCAGGAAGUCUUCAGGCAAUGAUGAAAUAGUAGCUGGUCACAAAGUGAGUAAGCCCAGCGGUCAGUACGUCUACGGCCAUGCUUCCAGACACAAGAGAGAGCCCCCGCCAGAGCACGUGAUUCAUGAAACGGAUGGGAAGGUUGUCCGCAGUUAUGUUAUCGAGGAGGAUGUUGACGUGGCCAAUGGUCAUCAUAAUGACCGAGACCUAGAAGUCUCGGUAGAGGAUAACAAAUUUCUGUACCGGGUGCCGCCAGUAACGCAGGGAUUCGUUGAUCAGCCUGAAAUAGUCCGAAGUCACACCAUCAAACAGCAAGUCACUCUUGGCGAGGGCGGUAAGCUGGUUAUAGCUGACUCACAGGAGGUGGACCUUAACGAGAGCAGUGGUUUUGUUGUUUCUUCACAAAAAGGUCCCCAGGUCAUCUACGGUCACUACUCAACCGGUCAAGAUGACAGGCCCAGCCGUGUCCACGCCGUCCAUUCUUCCCCACUAACAGAUGCAGGUCACCCGUCUCGCUUCUCAGCCCAUGGGCAGAGUCCGACAUCGACCUCACUUCACAGGGUCAACGCUGCAGUGCCUCAAAUAAUAAUUAGCCAUUCCAGUGAAACUCAGGCCAGCGGCAGUGACCAGAGCGACGAUGAGGAGUAUGACCGCAAGAGAAGAGAAAAUUAUAAAGUUAUCAAGAAACAUUCGGCCCACAAGAUUCCCGACAUGAUAAUAAAGAAAGUGAUAGAAAGUGUUUAUUUUUCCGCCAUGGCUUGUAGCCUAUCACGUGACGUGGGUCAGACUGAGUUCAAGGAAGUGACAUUGGUACAGUAAAGGGACAUAAAAAACUGUGUCCUAACAAAUAGAUCGCCAUGGUAACCUUAGAAACGCACUGCUUCUGCUUUGUUCAAACAUUGGAAUGAAAUAACAGUACACUAGAUCAAGUCAGGUCAAAGCAGGUCAGGUCAAAGGGAACAAUGUCUCCUUUCAAAAGGCAGUUAAUCUUAUACAAGCACUUUCAAGUGUACUUUUAACUAGUAGAUUUAGGAAGUAAAAAUAAGAAUAAUAACUCCUCUUCCAAAGCUACAUUUGAUUGUAAUUAAAACGACAACUAGAGAGAGAGAAAGAGAGACAAAGAGACAGUCAUAAAAGAUUCGAUAGUAAAAGAUUAAUAUGAAAACUAAACCAGCUAUCACUUAAAUUUAAUUUGACAAAACUACUUAACCAAACAAAAAAAUAAAAGUAAAAAAUAUCAAUUUAAAACUAACCACUUAUUAAGUCAAUCUCUGACUUAAUGAAGAGCUAAACUUUAACAUGAUCACAUUGAAGGUCAUCACAAGUUCACCAAAACAGUUUUAAAUAACGUCCACAUAGCAAACUAAUAUCGCAUUUUAAAAGGGAGGGGGGAGGAUGGUUAUUUAAAAUGUUUAAUAGUAACAGUGGUAACAGUGAAUUUAAAAAAAAAAAAUUUUGUAUAGUUUUAAGAACAUUCUAAAUUAUAAUGAAGAACUUUAAAUCAGUUAAAUAUGUUUACCAAACCAAACCUUUGCCUACCUUACAAAAGUAACAAAUUGUUGCGAUUGUAACUAAAAGUAGUUGGUCUGUUGUUGUUUAUAUACACAAAGACAUUUGGAGGUUUUCCAAUAUGAGUGCAAUUUCGUAAACAGCAAGGUGCAUCCGGUGUACUGACUAUGGACACAAUGCUGGCAGUGGAUAGACUCUACCGUCAUGAAGUUGUACAACAUCGUCCUCUGCUCGAACACUUCUUUAGGAAAUGUGACAUUUUUGUUUUUAAAAACACAUCUCAAAUGAACAAACCUCGUUAUGGAGCUGCAAUCAGUCUUUGUUUGUAAGUCUCGGAUUCAUUCCACACCUGAUCCAAACAUUUGUUCAGUGGCGUAACUAAGGGGGGGGAGGGGGGGGAGAAAUUUAAAAUCCCCCCGGGCCCCCACCUAGGUGGGGCCCCCAAAUGGGUGUCCGAAAUUUAUUUGUAAAUACAUAAAUUAAUAUAUUUGAUUGACAAAUAGUGUCAACGGGUGUCUUUUUUUUUUCAACAUUUAUGGAUUAAAAAUUUAUCACAAAGACUAAACCUAGAUCUAGGUCUAUCAGUACGUUGACUUUGUUGACAUUUUACAAAUAUAUUUUCCCACAGAGAUCAAAGUUUGUUCUAGAGUUACUUUUACAUUUUAAACUUUGUUGCCACGAAUAAAACUGCAUGACAUUCAGCGAAUUCUAGGUAUCUUGUUACCUUUACUAAUAAUAGAUCUAAAUGGCGAGUAUUUUAUGGCUACACUAAUUAACAUUGAAGCAAAAUUUACAGAAUCGAGUAUAACAGAUCUAAAAGUUAUUCUUAAUAAUGCAAGAAUAGUCCAUUAUUCGGGUUUGGCGUCUAUAAUUUCAGAAUUAAACUUCACACUCGAGUUAUUACCCAUCUUUUCAUUUUUCCUCAAUCCAAUGGAAACUCUCUUUUUAUUUCCAUCUAAUCCUUUUGCUUUCGCACAAAACAUAAACAACAAACAAUGAUGUAAUAUCAUAUAAUAUUAGCACAUCCUUCCUUUUGAAGUUACUAUCACACCCUUCCUUUUAUAGUUCUUAAGAGUGAUAUCUACUAGCAGGGCCGGCCCUAGCAUUUGCGGGGCCCUAUGCGAAACGGAUCGCGCGGGGCCUAGUCUGGGUAGGGAUGAGCAUAAUGUCAAUAUUAUUUUUUUUUGAAUUAAAAAAUAGGCCUUCUUUCGUCUUUGCAAUACAUUUUUAUCAAAUGAAAUGCCACUUUUUAUUUAUAGGCACCCCAAAAUGUCAAUUUCGUCUAUUCUUCAGGAGAUUUGAAUAAAUUCAAAAAAAGUUCAGGACUUUAUCGUAUAUUUUGCCUUUUCAUGAGAUUUCCUGGAGGCCCUGGGAAAUCAGGAGGUCACGAAAACCCUGUUAUUUUAUAUACGUUAUAAUGGUGUAAUUUAAUAAUGUACACUUAGAAUUAGCGCGUGUCCUAUGAAAGCGCGGGGCCCACUGCAACCGCAUAGGCUGCAGUGGAGUAAGGCCGCCCUGUCUACUAGGAACUUUAACAAUUCGUCCAUUUCUGGUUGUCUUGACUGGCACAACAAGUUCUCUAGACGUUGGUCUAUAACUGUCUGUUUCGUUUGUUCCAACAGUUUGCAGUUCAUUGUUUCCAUCGGUAUCAUAGUACCCAGAGAUGUCUUCAUCGAAACUCUUAUUUAAAAAGCGUUGAUUUCUUCUGUAUGUUUUUCCAUCGUUUGUCUUUAUGAUGUAAGAUCUGGGUGCUGAAUGUUUUUAUGACAACUGCUUUAUGCCAUGUUUGACCUAGACGAACUCUCCGACAUAAUAAUCUUUAGGUAGUCUUGCUUUUGCAUUGUAUUUCACUUUGCUUUUCAUCUGUCGUUCGUUGAGUAAUGUCUCUGCAUUUUCAGCUACCGAUGGUUUCAAUAGUUUGAGAUCAGUUGGAAUGAUUCCCUGAGUCUUCUUCUCGUCAUCAGUUGUGAUGG
Messenger RNA from Biomphalaria glabrata, 4157 nucleotides. RefSeq lists its product as uncharacterized. The transcript has 7 exons. Lineage: Eukaryota; Metazoa; Mollusca; Gastropoda; Planorbidae. The coding region runs from base 277 to 1494 and encodes 405 amino acids. The record is from RefSeq and is a predicted model, not a curated record.